AUGCUGGGCUUGUCGAAGGUGGACCUGGCCAACUUCGAGGACAUCUGUGACCGAGCUGACGACCUCAUCGAGAAGCAUCGAUUUCGUCAGGCCUACGAGCAGCUCUGCCAAGUCCGGCCGAAGUUUGGUCAAGGCGAGCCAGCCACCGCCGCGGCCAGCACCCUCCCUCCGAAGAAGCCGGCUGUGCAGCCAAAGGAGCAGGUUGAAGAGGAGUUGGGGAAGCAGAGUGAACCAAGGCCGAGACACCCAGCAGCCCAGCGGAUCCUGGCAACUCUUGCCUUCUGCAGCUUCCUGCCUAUUUUGACGUGUGAUGUGCUUCCGUCAGACCGCCCCCUCUGGACGCGGACGCGCAUCGUGAUCUUAGUCCACCCCAAGGAGAUCAAGAGAAAGUUGGGCACCCUGCCGCUCCUGAGGCUUUGCCUCCAGGACUUGGUGAUUAGGGAAGGCGAGCACUUUCCAGAGCCCAGCGAGGACCCAGAGCUUCACGAGCUCCUGGCAGAGGGGGGCCACCAGCCCAUGUUCUUGUGUCCUGGUCCAGACGCCAAAGAGCUCGCACCGGUGGAGACGUCUACCACGGAUCCGGUGGAGGAUGCGUCGGACCUGGACACGAAAGCCUCUCUGAUUUUCAUCGACGGGACCUGGCGACAGGCCAAGGGCAUGGUGAUGCGCUCCCCCUGGCUGCGCGAGCAUGUCCCUCGCGCUGUGAUCAGGCCCUCCGGCCACAGCGGCUACCGCUUCCGGAAGCAGCCCGAACAGGGCUGCCUGUCGACGGUCGAAGCAGUGGCCGAGGCGCUUUGGGCACUGGAAGGCCAUCGCGGGGCGGAGCUGAAAUCGCUGUUGCUGGCCCCUUUCCACCGAAUGGUGGAGUUGCAGUGCACCUUCAUCCGAGCACUGGAGGACAAGAAUGCCCCGGUGGAGCAAACUCGCCUUUUAUUUGAUCCAGAGGCUGCACUGAAGGCGCUGGGUGAAAGUCCUGCUACUGAGGCAUCCUCCGAUGGGGCGAAAGGGCAGUGGCAGAUCGCCCAGCCCAAGGCCCAGAUCCUCGGUGAGGUCAUCGUCAUGGAUGUGCUGCGGGGCAAUCGCAGCUCUGCUUGCACGGUGGAACAGCCUGGCAACAUCGGCGCAGGACCGUCCCCCAACAAAUCGGGAAACCAAGCUGGAGCUGCCCCUGCCAAAGGCAAGCGUGGACAAGAGAAGAGCGGAGCAGGGACCGGAGGAGGCAAGUACCUCUGCCGAGUGAAGGUGGGCAUCGAAGAGGACUACACUUUCCAGGUGUGCAGACGCAUCAUUGGCCCGGGUGGCGAGAACAUGAAGC
This is a messenger RNA of Symbiodinium necroappetens, 1315 nucleotides long. Lineage: Eukaryota; Dinophyceae; Suessiales; Symbiodiniaceae. The record is from the annotation of a GenBank genome assembly.